This is a messenger RNA of Mycosarcoma maydis (corn smut), 3864 nucleotides long. RefSeq lists its product as uncharacterized. Lineage: Eukaryota; Fungi; Basidiomycota; Ustilaginomycetes; Ustilaginales. The record is from RefSeq and is a predicted model, not a curated record. The transcript has a single exon. Gene Ontology annotation, molecular function: protein binding; metal ion binding. Bases 1 to 3864 code for a protein of 1287 amino acids.
AUGACGAUACCAGACCCGGCUAACAUCAUUCACAAUGACGCCGGCACUGCCUCGCCUCACCAUAUCUGGGCUGACGUCGGCGAUAGUACAUCAUCAUCCCAACACGAGGCCACCCGCUCUCGUUCUGAUGAUGCCAACGGAGGUGCAAGCGCCAGCAUGCAUGCUCCACAACAUGUCAAGGCCAACCGUGCUGCUCAACCCACCUACGAUUCCUCCGACUUGCCUUCCUUUGGCUUAUCUGCCAGGCUGACCCGCGACAGCUCCUCCUUUGGCUCCAAGCCUUCUUCCUCCGCCAGCGAUUCUCGCAGACCCAAGUUCGCUCCCUACGAAGCCGAAAACCUGUGGGCGACCUCUUCAACCACCUCACAUCCUUCCAAGGCCUCGCAAAGCACCUUGUCUCCCAACGCCUCCGUCUUCAAGCCGUCCCGAUCCUUGCAACCGAAUCACUUUGAGCCUCACGCUGUUGCCAACGUCCAUGACUUCGAUGACCCACUUAACAGCGCAUACAGCUCAGACACGGUCUCGCCUCGUCCUGACCAUGCUCCUCUCGACCACGAACAACCGCAGCAACCCUCUGCCUUGGAUCCUGUUGCGGUAUCCAAAGUCGAAGAGCAACGAGGUGACCACUCGAUCCCACACCAGAAUGGGCUCGUCAGCGCACAAGCUCAGACAGCCUCCGAUGCUGUGUCAACCUCGAAAUAUACCACUGAGGCUGCAGACCAAGAGGAAGAUCAAGAUGACUUUGUCUACCCAGGAGCCGACAGCCCAAGUAGCGGCCAAGCAGCGGUGCAAGAUGAGCAGCAAGCUGUCACCGACUCGCAGACGACCAAAUCUCUAACAAAGCAAGAAUCGGACCCCGAAGCGUCUUCCACCAGCCUCAGCGCCCCGGCAGAAGCCGAGCACAUCGUCGUCGGAAGCGCCGCAGAACAGUCUCUGACUUCUUCGGCACCAGCCGAAACAGCAGUGCACAUUGACUACGACACUCUGGCUCAGCUCUGCAGCCGCGGUCCACUUUCCGAUCUGCAGUCGUUCUUUCACACAGCCCAAGAAUCCGGUCUCUCCAUGUUUUCUCUCUCCAACGACCCAAACCCGGGCAAUGGCCUUGUACCGCUCCACUUUGCCGCCAAGGACGGCAAGACCGACAUUGUUCGUUGGCUCAUCACCCAAGCCGGCGCUAUCGUCGAGAUGGAAGAUCGUGAAGGCGAGACCGCCCUGCACAAAGCCGCCAUGGCAGGCAAGCUUUCUGUCGCUUCCUUGCUCCUCUCCCACGGCGCCGAUGCCAACGCUCAAGAUGCAGACGGCUGGACUGCGCUUCACAAUGCCUGCAGUCGAGGUUAUCUCGACCUCGUUCGGCUCCUCGUUGAUCGUGGCCAUGCACAAAUCGACGUUCAAGGAGGCAGAGGGGCAUGGACGCCCCUCAUGAACGCCGCCUCCAAAGGCCAUCUCCCCGUCGUACGCCAUCUCACCGCAAAGUAUCACGCCGAUCCCUUUGUGCGCAAUGCUGCCGGAGAGACUGCCUUUGACGUCGCAGCCGCCACCUUUGAAGUCUAUAUUUGCGAGAUUCUCGAGCGCUAUGAGGCAGAACGCUGGAAUGCCUCCAAAUUUACUACCUCGUCCCCUUCUCGCUCUGGCGCAAUCGUUCCGGGUCGCGGUCCCUACGAGCCACUUGCCUUACAUACUACCAUCCCCGUCAUACUGCACGAGAAUCAGCGACUUGACACCCGUCUCCAGACGCUCGCCCUGAACGGUGGCAAGCCUCGAUGGAGCUCAUCUAGCGCCGCUCGCGCCCACAAGCCAGACAGACGUUCGCCCAGCUCCAUGCCGCCCGGCCCUCUCGCUCCCAGUCGCACGCGUCAUGUACCCAUGCGUCAGGACGAUGUUGGCCUUCCUACACGCUCUCUGCCCUACAAGCUGCGUCUUCGAUCCCGUGUUGGUCCUGCCGCCGCCCGACGACGAGCCGCUGCUCUGGCAGCCCAGCAUACACCCAAUCCGCAAGACUGCCACGACGACGAUUUAGCAAGCACUCCCACGCCCGAGUCCGUCCUGCAAGCUCGCCGAGGCACGUCGUCAGUCAAUGGCGCAUCUGCCCAGCAUGCCGACGCUGAGUCUUCGCACUUUUGGCUCUGCGAAUGGCAGUUGGACACCACUCAUCCGCUCGUAGACGUCGAACACGGCUGGCAGUAUGCUCAGUCCUUUGAUGCACUCGAUGACAAGUGGUCGUCUCAGCCCCCGCCGCCCCUCGAGCGAUUGCUCGAAGGUCGUGGUCUCAGUGCCUCGGUCACCCGUGCCAUUACCGGCGGAGCCGGCUUCGCCAAUGCGCAGGCCGAGCAAGAGAUUUCCUCAAGCAGCUGGGUGCGCCGAAGACGAUGGAUACGCGUUCUGCGACGUCGCCUCGACAUCGAAUUCGGCGAUGACCUCGAAGCUUGCGAGGGUGCCACCGGUGCUGGCGCAGAGCAUCUGGUACUCAGUUCAGAAUCUCAAUCGAACGGAGAUGGCAGCCAUGGUUUGUCGACCGCUGCCAUCAUGGCCGCCCAAGAGGCUGCCAAGUCGGAAUGCUCACAGCUCGGUCCAGACGCCGACUAUGUCAGUCGAGCCAAAGCGCUUGCUGGACCCAGCGCAGCCUCUGGCGCCACGCCCGCUGAUGCCAUGGGCGCUGAUCGCGACGAACUCGCCAGGCGUAUCGCUCGUCUCGUCAUGGCCAAUACAGAGCUGCGCGCCGCUUUCGAAGACGAUGACGUCGAGCGUAGAAGCCGCGCUGAAGAGCUGCGAAAGGAGUACGCGCUGCAGCUCGGACAACUGCGCGAGGCCGCCGGCUUGGACGAAGACGAGGACGAGGAUGCGGCCGAUGACGAUGACGAUGAAUUCAUCUACCCGAACUCGUACAAGGACGAUGGCGCGUCUGUCUUCACUCGUCUGGUCAACGGCGAGACUUCAGGCACCCUCUCUCGACCCUCACUCUCUCAGCGACAGAGUAGUGCCGCCUCGAUGCUGCGCAACAGUGUCGCGCCGUCCGAGGCCGGUACGUCGCUCGCUGCCGCACGCAGCGCUGACCUCGCCGCCAACCGUGAGUUCCGCGUGCCCACCAACGAGGCGCCAAAUAAGGUUGUGCUGCGCCAUGGCCCCACCAUGCGCGAGCAGAACCUGCAGCCACAGUGGCAGCGCGACGAAGAGGCCAAGGACUGCAUAGGCUGCGGUCGCCACUUUACCUUCUUCCUCCGCAAGCAUCACUGUAGAAGAUGCGGUCGCAUCUUUUGCGACGCUUGUUCGUCCAAGCGCGCACAGCUCAGGAUGGCCGAGCUCGUCGUCGAUCCGAGCCUUCCCAGCAUGGCAGCUUCAGAAGUGCUCGCGCCGACGCGCGUCUGCAACGGCUGCCAUGCCGAGUUGCAGCUACCACCUCAGUUGCAAAAUAUGAGGGGGGCUGAUGCCAUGAUGGCUGCCUCGCGAUCGCGUGGUGCCGACGAGGUUUCCGGACGCUCGAUCUUGGAGACGCAACUGGAAGACGGCGCGUUUCGAUCCACGCUGGCACCCCCGAGCGAUGUCUCGAGUCGGGCCAGCGAGCUGACCGAGUGUCCUGUCUGCUCCACCACGCUCUCGGCCCUCGGCGGUUCCGAGGAGCAGGAGGCUCACGUACGCAACUGCCUCGAAAACGGUGGAGGCGGGAGCAUGCAAGGUGGAAGGUACCUCGUCUACAAGCUGCCUGAGGACUCGCCAAUCGUGGGCAAAGAGUGCUCGAUCUGUAUGGAGGACUUUGUCGCCAACAGCACCAUUGCACGUCUGCCAUGCUUGUGCUACUUCCACCGUGGUUGUAUCGACUCGUGGUUCAAGCGAGGUCGCGAAUGUCCUGUGCACGCCAGAGAUUGGUAG